AUGGACAUCGGCGCACGACAUGGCCGCUGCUCAUCUACACGCUUGGGGAUAUCGACAUCUGCAGCCAUCUCGAUGUGGAAGUCGACCCUGAACCAGAUCCACGACUGGCCCUUGACCAGUCCUUUACCACCACCGCCAAUAGCUAGUACUUUUACCAGUGAUACCACCUCUCCUCCCUUGUUACUCUUUGUCCCUGACAAACCCUUUAAUUUGGAUUGGAAGCGACAGAUCGACAAGAAAAGUUUUGGCGGAAACAUCCCACCACAGCAAAAACAGCGUUUAGCAGCUUUAAAACAUAAUCAACAACGUGCAACUCUCGUCGCGCACCUACAGUCUAUCUAUGAUGAUAUGUUCAUCGACGUUGAGCAGCUUCAGCAGCCCAAAUCAAUCCCGAAAAGCACCCAAAAACCGCCUAGCAGCAGCAACAAGCGUGAGCUGAUCGCUUCAGAGCAUCAGAACCCUCAAAGCCGAAAGAAAGCAAACACCGACAUUGGUCGUGAUGCUGCAGCAAUAUAG
Messenger RNA from Zychaea mexicana, 516 nucleotides. RefSeq lists its product as uncharacterized. The transcript has 3 exons. The record is from RefSeq and is a predicted model, not a curated record. Lineage: Eukaryota; Fungi; Mucoromycota; Mucoromycetes; Mucorales; Lichtheimiaceae. The coding region runs from base 1 to 516 and encodes 171 amino acids.